AUGGGGGCGUCCACGCGGCUACUGCGCGCAGUGAUCUUGGGGGCGCCGGGCUCCGGCAAGGGCACCGUGUCGUCGCGCAUUACCCAACACUUCGAGCUGAAGCACCUCUCCAGCGGGGAUCUGCUCCGAGGCAACAUCCUUCAAGGCACAGAAAUUGGUGUGUUAGCCAAGACUUUCAUUGAACAAGGGAAGCUCAUCCCAGAUGAUAUCAUGACUCGGCUGGCCUUGCAUGAGCUGAAAAACCUCACCCAGUAUAACUGGCUCUUGGAUGGUUUCCCAAGGACUCUUCCUCAGGCAAAAGCCCUGGAUAAAGUUUAUAAAAUAGACACCGUGAUUAAUCUGAAGGUGCCCUUUGACGUCAUUAAGCAGCGCCUCACAGCUCGCUGGAUUCAUCCGGCCAGCGGCCGAGUCUACAACAUCGAAUUCAACCCUCCCAAAUCUGUGGGCAUCGAUGAUCUGACUGGGGAGCCUCUCAUGCAGCGUGAGGACGAUAAACCAGAGACGGUUGCCAAGAGACUGAAGGCUUACGAAGCUCAGACAGAGCCAGUCUUGGAAUACUACCAGAAAAAAGGAGUGUUGGAAACAUUCUCCGGAACCGAAACCAACAAGAUCUGGCCUGAUGUAUAUGCCUUCCUACAAACAAAAGUGCCACAAAUAAACCAGAAAUCAUCAGUUACUCCUUGAGGAAAAGCCGGUGUAACUACUUUUGAUAAAAUUCCCAGUGACAACAUACUACAUAGAUUCAAAAAUUACUGAAUCAUAGCUAAAUUUGGAUGGAAGUCCACAGAUGAGCCAUUGAAAACUGUGUUAGAUCAUCAAAAAGCAGUUCUGCUGAUCAUAAAGACAGUAAUGUCAAAGAUUCAUAUGACUUUGAAUAAAACUUUUGUAAAAUUUUAAAGAAAA
This is a messenger RNA of Myotis davidii, 903 nucleotides long. It is a transcript of the gene AK3, whose product is annotated as adenylate kinase 3. Bases 1 to 684 code for a protein of 227 amino acids. The transcript is spliced from 6 exons. Gene Ontology annotation, cellular component: mitochondrion; cytoplasm. The record is from RefSeq and is a predicted model, not a curated record. NCBI's taxonomy places the organism in Eukaryota, Metazoa, Chordata, Mammalia, Chiroptera, Vespertilionidae. Gene Ontology annotation, biological process: nucleobase-containing compound metabolic process. Gene Ontology annotation, molecular function: ATP binding; AMP kinase activity.